This is a messenger RNA of Stylophora pistillata, 514 nucleotides long. RefSeq lists its product as uncharacterized. NCBI's taxonomy places the organism in Eukaryota, Metazoa, Cnidaria, Anthozoa, Scleractinia, Pocilloporidae. The record is from RefSeq and is a predicted model, not a curated record.
ACUAAUGAGUGAUAAUCGAUAACUCGUUAGUUCUAGGGAUUCAGUUUUCGCAGCUAUCCGCAUACUCAUGAUGUACAACACUGCGGGCAGAAAGUUCAGUGGUUUGAGAGUCUUUGCUCUUGUGCUGCUUGUGAUCGCAACCCCGCAAGGAAGACAAAUUUACGAUAGAGCUAAAGCCGUAGAGGCGCAACGUGGCAUUAAAACCUUCACCUGGGACGCUGUAGAAGAUAACGACCAUGAAAUCCACCAAGAAGAUGAGGACGAGGAACACGACGAAGAUUCUUUGGACUUAGCUUUUGAAAAGAGAUCAGGCUCCAACAGUUGUCAUUGUUCGGUUUUAAACGACGCCAUUUCAAACAAAUUGUUCGAACCCAACAUUCUAGAUAAGAUAUGUCGGGAAGUUUUUUUGGGUUGCAUAUGCCAGACCGACCCGGCUGGAAACUGCAGUGUGUGUGUUAACGAAUCAAAAGGGAAAAAAAGGCAGAAAAAACUGUGAUUAGUUAAGGUUCUAAAC